Messenger RNA from Hydractinia symbiolongicarpus, 1086 nucleotides. RefSeq names its product transmembrane protein 70, mitochondrial-like. The transcript has a single exon. The record is from RefSeq and is a predicted model, not a curated record. Gene Ontology annotation, biological process: mitochondrial proton-transporting ATP synthase complex assembly. Bases 186 to 914 code for a protein of 242 amino acids. Gene Ontology annotation, cellular component: mitochondrial membrane. NCBI's taxonomy places the organism in Eukaryota, Metazoa, Cnidaria, Hydrozoa, Anthoathecata, Hydractiniidae.
GCAUGUGUAUGUUUAUGUGUAUACUUAACAUUUUGUUACAAUAUUUUUCUGCCAUAAAUUUGCAUUCCCAAACCAAAAAAAAAUUCCUUUUGCAUAUUUUUGUGUGGUCUAUUACCUUUUUUCAUCUCCAUAUAUUUGUUUUUUGUAUAUACAGCAUGCUCUAUUAACUUUUGUAUAUCCUUGUUAUGUUUUUACAUUUAUCUAUCUUAGUGUUAACUGGAAUAAUGGCAGCGAUUAUUUCAAAAUAUAGAUUACAUGUGUUGCGUAAACCCCUAGCAAAACAUUUCACUUCUUUUAGCAAACCAAAUGUAAGAAUGGUGCCAUCUCAUACCAGUUCGUAUAAAAUCUUUUCCAGACAUGAUGUCUGCUUUGCCAGAAAUAUGUUUUUAGGCUCAAGUGCCAGUUACCCAAGGCAGUAUUCAACAACAUCUGCAACUACAGAAAAGCCUGUCUCAUCUGAUGAAUUUAGACUGAUAUAUGAAGGACCUCUAUCACAAAAAAUAAAGUUUAUUAAACUGUUUUCUUUGUCUACUUCAUUUUUGGCUGUUUUUGCUGCACCAGUGUUUAUAUUGCAAGGUAAAGAAAGCGUUCCAGUUAUUGGAAAAAUGAUAUUAGCAACAACUGUUGUCACUAUGGGCGUAACCACAACAAUUUUGCUCCAUUGGUUGUCAAGGGUUUAUGUUCAUAAAAUGUAUUUUCACCCACACUCGAGAACAUUUGCGGCUGAAACAUUAAACUUUUUUGGUCGAAAGAAAACAAAAACUUUCCUGGUAGAGGAUAUCACAGUGCCAGAAAUUGAAAAUGCUUUCUCAACAUUCGAAGCAAAUGGAUGUCGGUAUUUUAUUCAUACAGAUCUGAAAGAAGCUGAACAAGUUAUGAAAUAUGUGAAAGAAUAUAAUUACGAAAAUAUGUAGUUAUGAAUUCUGUAGUGUACAGAUUUGUGGUGAAUAUGUUUGUUCAUAAUGUAUGCACUAAAAGAGUUUUGUUUUUCAUUAUUAAAUAGGAAACUGAAUAUGUAAUAUAGAUGGUAUUAAACUCUAUGUAUGCUAUACAUAAUGUAAAUAGAACAUCGUAUAAGGCUUUUGA